Molecule: messenger RNA, 5072 nt
Organism: Ochlerotatus camptorhynchus
Lineage: Eukaryota; Metazoa; Arthropoda; Insecta; Diptera; Culicidae
Gene: mute
Product: muscle wasted
Exons: 8
Coding region: 99-4994 (1631 amino acids)
Biological process (GO): regulation of DNA-templated transcription
Cellular component (GO): nucleus
Molecular function (GO): transcription coregulator activity
Source: RefSeq, a predicted model, not a curated record
GCGAAACGCAACAUGCAGGUUUAACUUGCGAAUUUUACUAAUUUUCUGUACUUAAAUGAGUCAUUGUAUAAGAAAAUUCGCGAAUUUCCGCUAGUGCAAUGUCUACGGAGAAGAAAAAACGACGAAACACCCGGGCGUCACCAGUGGUUGCCUCACCAAAGGACGACUCCUCUAGCGACGAGUUGGUAAUCGAUUUCCCGUACGCGGCAAAUAACACCCGAAGUAAACAGCAACCACAGCCACAAUCGAUUGUUACCAGAUCUUCAAGGCCGGUAACGCCGAAAAAAAGUCCGGAAAAACGACAACCCUCGACAAGGAAGAAACGCCGCAGACCUAGAUCGAGCAGCUCCAGUAGCGAUGUGGAGGACCAAACACUGGAGGAAACAAUUCAGAGGGUGGCAGUCAACAAUAACAUGACGCAAGAUAGCGUCAAGAAGAUUCUCAAGAAGCUGGUGCUGAAUGAGCAUAUAUUGGCCACGGUGAAAUUGAAGGAAGAAGAUGAGGACCGCGAAGAAAACAUGCGACCUUCGAAGGAUGGAACGGAUGGCGACGAUGAAGAUGAGGAAUCCAAUUAUCUUCAAUACAAACUUACUCGAUUGAAAGCUAAGCAGCUAAACAAGCAACUUCUUCCUAUAGUUCCCCUGAAGGCUGCUCCGAUAGCGGACGAGGAGGUGGCAGCCUUAAUCCAUGAGGAUCUUGGCUCCGAUGACGACGAUGAAGAGUACAAACCGACCGAGGAAGACAUCCAAUCCGAUGAUGAUCCCAGUACAACGAUAUCGGAUAUCGAUUCGCAGCCGCGCACCCCAGCUACGCCGGCAGCCGCAGGAGGAACGGAGUGUGGUCUCGAUGAACGACCGGAAUACAGCCGAGAUGGCUUGUUCAAAAUUCCCAAAUCGCGCAAUGAUAGUCACUGUUCGCAGUCAGAACAGGAGCAGGAGAACAUAGCUCGACGAACCAGGUCCAAGCUGUGUUUGCAGACGACGGCAAUCGAAACGAUUGAAUCGACGUUUGUGCCACCGGACAUUACGACGGAUAUGUACGAUUUCGACUGCGAUAUGGAUCACGUGUGGAAAGAGUUUCUGAACGAGUUUACGAAGCCUUUAGAAAAUCACGCAGAGGAAGAUGAUGAUACCGAUCCGGAAUACGUGGCUGCCGAUAAAGUGCCAGUCGAUCCCGAAGAGCUUCGAGAAGUUAAGGUAUCAAAGAAGGAACUUAACAAUCUGGUAUCGGAACUGCUUGAAAUGAGUGGAAUUAUAGAUGAAUCUUUUCUUGACGAUGGUUUGCCAGACAGUACCUUGAUUCCUGAUAAUACAAUUGACGCUCAAGGUCAAGAAAAUUCAAUACAGGACCUUGAGAAAACAGAAGAAACUUCGGAGCUUAGUACUCCUCAACCAAAAGUACCCAGCCCAGAAAAAAUGCUUAUUCCAAGUCCUGAAGAGCAGGUUAAUAGCACAAUCAUUUCGACUGCACCAUCCGUAGAUUGCCGAGUUGUAUGCAUGAGCACUCCUCUUCAGCAGCUGCAACAAUGUACAAUUACUGAACAACCGUUUACUAGCUUAAAUCCACCAACUAUCAUCGCAAUGGCUUCCACUAGCCAACCUUCGACCAGUGCAACAGCUCGAAAUCAUUCCAUCAUCGGAAAUUUCUUCGUACAAGUAUCAACACCAGACGAAUCCAGCUACACACGGUACUGUGUACCGUCGUUAAGGGUUCCGGUAAUUCCACCUGAUCAACGCGUACCAGUUGAGCCUUCAGAACGAAAGUAUCGCUUCGUUCAUAGCCUGCUUCCGGUGACAGUUACCUAUUCCGAAGGACAAACUGGCUUUACCAAUUUUCAGCUGUCAAUUUUCCAACAACAGCUGCGAAUGCAUGUGCAGUUUGCGGCUCAGAACUUCAUGCAAACCUACGCCCAUCCCAAAUUUUGGCAGAUGGCAAGCACUUUCAAGGAUAUGCUGCUUGACCUACAGGAAAAAUCUAGUAGCGUUCCGUCGGCCUAUGCUUUUAAUCUAGAUGACGCUAUCGAAUGUUGCACGGGCUGGGAGAGGGAACUUGAAGAGCAAUCAGAUGAAAAUACCGAAUUUAUAAAUUUUCAACUGGAAGAAGUUAAAAAAAGUGAAAAAGCAAAGGAAAUAUCCAAGUACUACCAAGGUUUCUUCCAUCCAAAGAUGAUGGAAAGGGUUGUCACCAAUAGAGCCUUUAUGUAUCCAAAAUUGCUGCCGUACACACCGUUUCGAAUGGAUUUACGAUCGGAGAAGCGCUUCAUCAAAUCCGAAGAGCGACUGAUUGCCUACGGGUUGGAAAUGUUCUACUCCAUUGCCAAAGAGGAGUUCAGCCGGUACAAAACGCAGAAAGAGCGAAUUCCCACGCUGUUGCAAGUCUGUAGCUACAUUAGCAAGUACCUGUGCCCGCUGCACACUGGCCCACAAAUAUAUGGGUUCAUUUGCAGCCGCCGGCAGCGUUGCGCUCAGACGAAUUCCAUCAAGUAUUAUUAUAAGCACUUGAAAUCGCCACCUUUCCAGCAUGUGCUGGAAACAAUCGAUUUCAACAAUGUAAUCGCUCCGGCUGCAUAUCAGAAGGGAGAACUUCCGCAUCUUUGGGAUAAAUAUCUCUACUCACCGGAAAGGCUGGUAAUAAUAAACAAUCGCAGAAGCGCAUCAAGUCUUACCAAAUCACACGAAUCCGCCGAGGCAUAUAGCCCACUACCGCCAUCAACACCCAGUCAGGAAGCCAACGUAAACAUCACCAUCAGUCUUGUUCUAGACCCACAGCAAGCCCCGAUACCGUUGGACCAAACUAUUUCCACGAACCUAGAUUCAACGACAUCGUUGCAAAUUGAUCAGCUAUCGUUGAAUAAGUCGUAUCCCUCGGUCGUAGAACAAGAGAACAUCAGUUUAAGUGAAGCAAUCGAGCCGAAUUGCAGUCCAUACAAGGCCGAGAUCAAGGAGGAACCUUCCAUUUCAAUUAUUGACGAUAAUUUCGACGGAUGCAGCUUACCGGAUACCGAUCCACCGAUAUCCGAUCCACCUAUCACUGAAACAGAGAAAACCAGCUGCUGUGAAUGCAACUGUCAUCGGAACGAUAGUGAGCGAGGAAAUAAUUCCCGACCAAACAACUUAGAGAAGGGCCAGAAACGAUUGACGGAUUUUUUUCGUUUGUUUCCAAAGAACAUUUCCUUAAAUGAUAAAAGAAAGAAAAGCUUGAAACAAAAGCUCUGGGAAAUUUAUCAACGAUUCCGAAAUUCGUAUGUGCACGGAAUCGACCGUGGUAAAUUGAAUUGGUUCCUUCGAAAAGUGUUCGACCACUUCUGUCUGAUAGACAGCUUCAGUUGCUUUCUGGACGAACUGAAAAAGAUGAGUUCCAGUAAUGGUUCGAAGAAGAUGGAUGUAAUUAUGGCAAAAAAUGAACACUCAAUAUCGAACGGAUUGCGUACGAGAUUGCAACGAAUCAGUGAGGCUGAAAAUAAGGACGCCAAUUAUGCUUACAACUUUUUUGAAAAAGUUGAAGAGACUUUGCUGUCCGAAAGCAGACAUGCUCAAUACGAGAGCUUUCUGGAAAUUUUACAAUCGUUUAAUGCGGUGGAAGAUCGGGUUACGGAUUUGUACUAUAAAAUAGAAAAUCUUCUAUUGGCUGAUCAUCCCGAAUUGGUCGACUUAUUCCUAACGUUUCUGCUGCCGGGACAAGCGGCAGAAGUUGGGAAAUUUUUCGAACAUUUCAUUCUCACCAAUGCGAAUGAUUUUCUGACCAAGUUAAACAUCUAUUUCGCCAAGCAGCCGGCGCAAAUCAAGAAAAUUUACUCAUGUCUUAAUGAUCUUUCAAACGAGCGCGAUGUGACCAUGGCACAGAUAAAAUCCCGUGUCCUCCCGCUAUUGAAGGGGAAUCCCUUGUUGAUUGAAUGGUUUCUGCAAUUAUUUCCUCCGGAAAAACCUCCGGAGAGUAGUAUCGCCGACUAUGAAGUAAUUUCAAUGAAAAAGCUACCCCUCCCGGACUACACCGAUCCAAAUGAAAUCUACGAGGAUGUGCCAUUCGUGGAAGUGGCUCCGGAAUCGAUCAGCGAAAGUACCGUGUGUGGGACAAAAUACAUCCAAGGUCGUAUCGUGUAUGGAACACAACCGGCGAGAUUGUCCUUCCUGGCCCAUGACUGCAUGGUUUCGGCUGCUUCCAGCAAGGACAACUCGGCGCUCAAAGGAUGCGUGCAUAAUGUACGACCUAGAACGGGUGCCGAAGGUGAAGCGCUUGGCGAUAAGGAUCAGCCGGAUAUUGUUUCACCGGAGGAGAUUCACCGUGAGGAGCCACGGUACAAGCUGUGCGACGAUGUCACCUUUAAUGCACAUGCCAUUCGCCUGAAUCCCCUUGUUCAUGGUGGGAAGGGCGUUACAUAUGCGGAUGUGGCUCACCUGCUGGUGCCAGAUCCGAAUACACCCGACGAAAGUAAUUUCCACUCCGAGGACGAUAAAUCCAACUCCCCGAAGAAGCAACAAAUAAAAACCCUACCCAAAAAGCGAAUCAAUUCUCCAAUCAACAAGAAAAUUACCACGGGAAAAGGCUCCUCUCCAACUGGCGCCAAGAAAGCUCCGGUGUCCGUUCCACCGGAUUCGAAAGUAAUUGCCGUUUCAAAGAAAUUGAAAAGCAUGAUUGAAGCAUCGCCGGACCUACAUCCGGAACCUUCGACAUCCGGUUUGAAGCGAGGAGCAUCAACACCAGCAACAGCAGCGCUUCCUUCAAAAAAGGAAAAACACCUGAAGAAAUCCGCCUCGGAUGACGCCCCUUACGAAGAGAGGAGUGAAUCGAAUGAAUCCAGGGAAAACGUCAGUCCAACCAGUUGGACCAGAGACGAGGAUAAGGUAAUCCUUGAACAAAUUAAAAACGGCUACAGUGCAGUAGAGGAACUUGUGGAACGGAUCGGCGAAAAGAUCCAUGGUAGAAAGGCUUCCGAGAUUCGUCUGAGAUACGAGUUCUUGAUGGAAAUACUGAAGAAAUUUCAGAAAUCGGUUUAAGUGUAUAGUUUUAACUUUAUUUUUAACUCUUAAGAUGUGGUAUUUAAAAGACUCGAAUGUUGAUUUACAAUAAAUACU